This is a messenger RNA of Labrus bergylta (ballan wrasse), 3341 nucleotides long. RefSeq names its product RAB11a, member RAS oncogene family (gene rab11a). NCBI's taxonomy places the organism in Eukaryota, Metazoa, Chordata, Actinopteri, Labriformes, Labridae. Gene Ontology annotation, molecular function: GTPase activity; GTP binding. Gene Ontology annotation, biological process: neurotransmitter receptor transport, endosome to postsynaptic membrane; melanosome transport; exocytosis. The record is from RefSeq and is a predicted model, not a curated record. Gene Ontology annotation, cellular component: Golgi apparatus; transport vesicle; postsynaptic recycling endosome.
ACUGGUUGCUAGAGACGAAGAAGAAGAAGAAAUUGCGGAAGUACGGCUUCCAAACAGAUUCCCGUUGGAAGAGUAAAAUAUAAUAGACCGCCUUCAUUUCCUCCUAAUUUAUUUUCAAUCUCGGACUAACUCAUUCUCAUCAGGACGAUGGGCACCAGGGACGACGAAUAUGAUUAUUUGUUCAAAGUGGUCCUUAUCGGAGACUCGGGGGUGGGGAAGAGUAACCUGUUGUCUCGUUUCACCCGGAACGAGUUCAACCUUGAGAGUAAGAGCACCAUCGGAGUGGAGUUCGCCACGCGCAGCAUCCAGGUGGACGGGAAGACGGUGAAGGCUCAGAUCUGGGAUACGGCUGGUCAGGAGCGCUACCGUGCCAUCACAUCAGCAUAUUACCGCGGGGCGGUUGGGGCUCUCCUCGUCUACGACAUCGCUAAACAUCUAACCUACGAGAACGUGGAGCGCUGGCUGAAGGAGCUGAGAGAUCACGCCGACAGCAACAUCGUCAUCAUGCUGGUGGGAAACAAGAGCGACCUGCGUCACCUCCGAGCUGUUCCCACUGACGAGGCUCGGGCUUUUGCUGAGAAAAACGGUUUAUCUUUCCUGGAGACAUCGGCUCUGGACUCCACCAACGUCGAGACGGCCUUCCAGACCAUUCUGACAGAGAUCUACCGUAUCGUCUCCCAGAAGCAGAUGUCGGAGCGUCAAGAGAGCGACAUGUCGCCUAGCAACAACGUGGUCAACAUCCAGGUGCAGCCCACUGAGAACAAACCAAAGAUGCAGUGCUGUCAGAACAUCUAGCCCAGCCGCGGAUCUGCUGCUCCCUCCUCCCCCCUUUACUCCCCACCCCCCCCCACCCCUACCCACGUCCUCGCUCCCCUCCCUCCCCUGACCCCGCUCACAGCUCCUGAAGUCCCGCCCCCCAGAGAAGAGACUGCCUCGUGUACUGUGUGGUGUGGAGGAGGAGCCACAGCUUCCAGGCUGUGACCCGAACUCUGCACUUAACUGUACUGCCCCCACCCCUACCCCAACCCCUGCUUCCCCCCCCCGCCCCGCCCAGGUAAAUAUAUCCCAGUUUAAGAAGUCACUGCGUGGGGUGGCCCCCCCAGCAGAGCCCCUCUGUCGUCAGGCUUCUGCAGGACAGCAGGCAGCAGGCAUUUCAUAUCACUUUAGAUUUCAUUACUGUAGAUGCGCUGACAUGUCACAAAAAUGUCUUAAUAUAUGAAUGUGAUUAGUUUUCUUCUCUUUCUUCAUCUUUGUGCUCCUGUUGAUUUCUCCACCUUUUCUACGAUCUCUCUCUGUCUCCUGUCAUAUAUCUACGACUAGGUAUAUAUGAAUUAAAGCACAUCAAAGUUGCUCUGAAGUCCUAUAUCCAAGCUGUCAUAUUAGCCCCGCCCCCCUCCUCUUUAGUGCAAUGUACUGUUUUGGAAACCACGUGGAUGUACGGAGCACCUGGCGCUCCGGUAGUGUCACGCCGUGUUGAUCUGAUUGCUGUGAAUACGACGCUAAUGAAACGUAGAAAACUUGUUGCACCUGCAGAGCUUCAGUCUGCGCGGCAGGAAGGCGCGAGCGAGCAGACUCGAGUUUGCAUGCGGCGGCGCAGCCUCGUAAAGCGUCGUCUCUGUGUCUCUAGCAGGGGGCGACGUUUGGGCCUGACAGCUUUGCAUGUCUGUAUAGAAGGCUCUCUGCUGUGCUGCAUGUUGAACAGGUGGGAAAGUCCACCUGGACUCUUGUGUUGAACACUAUCUUUGCCUUCGGGUUGUGUCAUUUUAAACUGAACUCCUGGUUAGUUGGAUGUUCUUAGCGUCCUAGUUUGAGCCUCAGUGUCGUUCAGAGCGAGUCAUUUGUCCACUAAGAAGGAUUGUGUGACUGCAGACACAUCGCUUGCUGCUCCAAGAACAGUUUGAUUUCCUUUUUGACACAUUUGACAACAACUAUGCAGAAACUAGCACAUGGCUGAUUGCUUUUGUUUUCUUAAUGCGCCUUGGAAGGAUUUAAAAAAACCCUCUAGUAUGAGGUCUCUUCUUAUGAUACUCAAUAAUGUUAUAAUCUCAAACCUCUAUGUCGAAUAGCAAAUGGAGCUUUGCAUGCAACCACAGAGCCGUAGUUAGGACGCACAGAGAAAGUAGGAAACGUCUUUCACCCACUCGGCUUGAUUUCAUGAACGUGAGAAAGUCUAAUUCUUGCACUGAAACCUGAAUAGUUGAUCUAGUAAAAAUGCUCUCUUGUCUAGGAUUAGAUUUACUGCACAUCAAGAAUCUGGACCUCAUUUUGUCAGACUGGAUGCACCUUUUUUUAAGACGGUGCCACUUUUAGCGAACCAAACUGUUCAGCUGUGCAGGACGCGGGUUCGAGUCCUGUGAGUCUUUCUUUAGCGCGAUGAGCUGUGAAAUCGACAGGAAAUAAAGGAGAGACUUCCGGGAUUCAAACCCAUUUCCUGCUAACUCCUCCUGGUCACAGUGCCUCCUUCAUCAUGCGAACACGCCUCCCAUUCACCAUCACCCCGCCUCCCUCUCUAACCCGUAACCGUGUCUGUCCUUCAAAGAGGCAGGCGGCCGUGUCGCCCCUGUCACAUUACGCCUACGUACACCGAGCUGCCUCUUGAACACAAUGCAUGGCUUUCUGUACGACUGCACCUCCACGUCGUAUCGCCUUAUGUAGCUUACAUUGUCAUUACUGUCCAUGAAAUCUGCUGAGGGUUACGCUUGGCUAGCUCGCAUGAUGCUUAAUAUGCUAACGUUGUGUCAGGCUGACAGAUGCCUCGCUAACAACCUCUUGCUAAAGCUCCCGGGUGUGUGUUCAGUAGAAUCUCCAGGUCAUAGCUGUGUCAGUGUGUGAUGGUGUUAGCAGACAUAUACAAUGCCUGACCCUGGUGUGUGUGUGUGUGUAGAGGCAGAGGGUAGAUCGGUAGCUCUGGAGUGUGCGGGCCAGGCUGGCAGUGCCAAUGGCGUUUUUGUUUGGAACAGACGGCGCCGCCAGCCGAGCCUCUUAGACUCACUAGCUGGCAAUCUGUGGACAAAGUGAUUCCUUUUUCUUCUGAGAAUAUGAUUUCUGAUCCUGUUUGGUGUACCUCCAUUGUUCUGUGUUUUUUUAAGACGUGUUUUGAUUUCUUUCUUCUUUUUUUUUUUUUUUUUUUUUACUAUAUUGAAUUCUAUAACUGACUGUAAUUCCAGUGUAAACGUGUAAGAGUGAAAUUAUGUCAUUUCAAUGAAUUUGAAGGGUUAAAUGUGAGAGGGGGGUCAAAACGAAUGGUUUUAUGUUUUGUACAGAUUGAUAAAUUGUACAAUGUUGUCUAUAUCUUAAGUUAUCAGUUCAUCUUAAUAAAGCGCACCAGUCAUAAACCUUUA